AUCUAUCACUAUGGUUUCCCUACUCGAAGAGAUAUCUAUGUUGCUGAUACUUCACGCAGUUUUCACUACACGAGGGACGGCUUUCCCCACUGACGAAAAUAAUUAUAAUCCCAACCAGAGGCCGUCUCCUCAGCUACGCCUAGCAGGAAUUCAUGCUUUAGGGGCGUCUGCGUUUCAGUUUCUCCGCUGCUCCCUCCACAAGAGAAAAUAUCCCUACGGUUUCCAUUAUUUUCUUUCUAUUUCCCGGCAUGCACUAGGGCUCGGGGUAGCGGAGAUGGCUUCCGGGCUGUGCCGGCGGUGUUGUCUCGUAGUUGGUGUCAGCUUCAAAAUGGCGACCAGAGCGCCAAAUAUGAUUUUUUGACGUUGAAUGCGGAGAAAGGAGGAGGAGGCCUAGUAAAGUUAUUGUUGGGGCUAAGAGCGAUAGCACCAUGGACGCCUUGGCUUGUAUGAAGUCGCUGCUUCUCGCGGCUUCUCAGUAUCGAGCUGCGCGUACCCCAUCCAACGCUGUGCUGUUGCAGCGGAGUCUAGAGGUCAUCUCAGGACUGAAGCUAACAAGAUUUUUUGCAUCAAAUCAGAUUUUGCCAAGCGAAUGUCUAAGCUGCUUAGUGGAACUCAUUGAAGAUCCAAACACGAGCCCUCAGUUAACUCUGAAUGUGGUAGGCUUUCUCUCCCAACUAGUUUUAGACAAUGAGACCAGAGAAGCUCUUCAGAAUACUUACAAUCUGUGUAGUGUUCUGGCAGGUGUGAUUCAUCGAAGUUCUGUUAAUCCUCUUGAUCCAGGAUCACUACAGUGUAUUCAACUGCUACAGAAAUUAACCUAUAAUGCAAGAGUAUUCCAUGCCAAUAGUAAUACUGAUGACUUAAUUUUGUUCCUUAUGCACCAUAUUCAAUCAACAGAAGAUGAGUUAACUAUACCAUGCCUAGGACUUAUGGCAAAUCUGUGUCGACACAAUCUAUCAAUUCAAGCACAUAUUAAGUCAUUGCCAAAUGUGAAGGGUUUCUAUCGCACUCUGAUCAGUUUCUUGGCCCACAGUAGUCUAACGAUGGUUGUAUUUGCACUUUCAAUAUUAUCAAGUCUUACAUUAAAUGAGGAAGUUGGAGAAAAGCUUUUCCAUUCCAGAAAUAUUCAUCAGACUUUCCAGUUAAUAUUCAACAUUCUUGUGAAUGGUGAUGGAACAUUAACAAGAAAGUACUCUGUUGAUUUGCUCAUGGAUCUCCUGAAGAAUCCCAAGAUUGCAGAUUAUCUUACUAAAUAUGAACACUUUACCUCCUGCCUCACUCAGGUGUUGGGCCUCCUUCAUGGAAGGGAUUCUGAUUCCUCAGCAAAGGUAUUAGAGUUACUACUUGCCUUCUGUUCGGUAAUGGAACUUCGUCAUGUCUUGUGUCAAGCAAUAUUGGAACCAAAUAGGGCAAGCUGUGGAAGCACAAGACUUGUAACUCGAUCUAAGCCUUCAGAGCCAUCUGUUCUCUUAGUACAUUGGUCAAACCAACCACUGGAAGCGUCUGAAACCUGCUCACAUCUUGCAUUGGAGCUGUUCAGGGAGAUAUUUGAGGAUGUUAUUGAUACAGGCAACAGUGCUAUGGCUGAGCGCUUUGUGGAUCUUCUUCUGCCUGUUCUUCUUGACCAUCUUCAUUUGCCAGAUCAUGUGCUAGAAGACCUGUUGGCGAAGAAGAAGUGUGAAAGAAUGAUCAAGGCUAUUGAUAUUUUAAUAACUCUUUGUGCAGAUGAUAUGCUAAAAAUGCAUGUAACUAAGGUUCUAACAGCUAAUAAAUGUACAUCUUUAAUUGAAUACCACUUUACAUGCAGAGGGAUUGACUUUGGCUUUGGAACAAAGGUAAUGGACUCUGAACUUAGCACGCGCGCUGCUGAUUUAAUCUUAAAAACACUGGAUCUUAUGAGCAAGCUUAAGCAGCUGGUCCCUAACAUGGAAGUCAACUUUUACAAAGUUCUUCAGGACCAACGUUUGGUUACACCUUUGGCUUUUGCUUUAACAUCAGACCACAGAGAGCAAGUACAGGCAGGACUUAGAAUACUGUUUGAAGCAGCACCAUUGCCAGAUUUUCCUGCCAUAGUGCUUGGUGAAAGUAUUGCGGCCAAUAAUUCUUACAGACAACAGGAAGCAGAGCAUGCAUCUAAAAGGAGCCACAUGCAAGCAUCCAUGACCUGUGUUAACUCAAUGAAGUGCUCUAUUAUUUGCCCUCCAAAUGAUGAUGCUGCAACUUUCAACAUUCAGGAUCUAAUACAGAAACUCCAGUCUGGCCUGGAGAUGAAGGAAUCUGUCACAGAUGUGAGAGUGUCUGAAAUAAUGGAUGUAUAUGAGCAGAAACUGUCUGCAUUAGCAUCCAAAGAAACUAGGUUGCAAGACCUUUUGGAAGCAAAGGCAUUAGCUCUUGCUCAAGCUGAUAGACUUAUUGCCCAGUAUCGUUGCCAGAGAGCUCAAGCCGAGUCAGAGGCUAGAACACUUGCUUCAAUGUUGAAGGAUGCUGAACGAAAAAAUGAAGAUUUUGAAGGAUUAUUGAAAGCGCAGCAGGUAGAAUCUGAGCGGACUCAAAGUGAUAUUGAACAACUCUUUCAGCACAAUAGAAAACUGCAGGCAAUAGCAGAGGAACAUGAGAUACUGAAAAGAUCUUCCAUUGAUCUUAUUCAAAAGCAUGAAACCAUUCAAAAACAAUAUAAUGAUCUACAGCUAAUGUGUAAUGCACUCAGUAAACAACUUGAGACCAUUAAAAGGCAGAAUGACUCACUCAAGCAACAGAACGACAAAACUGUCACUCAGUUGCUAGAAACAGAAGAGCACAGAAAAGAAUUGCACAAACAGCUGCAAGAUAAAGAUGGGAAAAUAUCAAGUUUGCAACAGAAGGUAAAGAUUCAGGAAGAAAAACUUAAAGCUAGGCAGAAGGAAAAAUCAGAUAUGGAGGAGACCAUAGACAUCCUUAGAAAGGAACUGAGUAAAACGGAGCAGGCAAGAAAAGAGCUGAGUAUUAAGGCAUCUUCCUUGGAAGUUCAGAAGUCACAACUGGAAGGACGACUGGAAGAAAAGGAUGCUUUAGUCAAACUUCAGCAAGAAGAGCUGAACAAACAUUCUCAUAUGAUAGCAAUGAUACACAGCUUAAGUGGUGGCAAACUAAAUGCAGAAGCUGUGAAUCUCAGUUUAUAGAAUUGGAUUACUUAGUACUGUAUUUCACUAAAAAGAAAAGAGCCAAUCAAAACCUCAUGUAAGCCUCAAGUAUUGUUACAUUUUUAAAAAUCCACUUUAGAUUUUUACAGAAUGCAGGCUAAUUACUGUUCAUGUUGGCACUAAUGUCCACAUAGAUAUGAGCAGCUGUGGGGGCCUUGUUUCCUGGUUUUACAAGAAAUUAUUUGAGAUUAUUUGAUCCACAUACUAUCACUGAUAAUAGGAGUUGAGUUAGGGUAGGUGAUUCUCCAGUUUUAGGCAGAUUUCCAAGUAUGAAACUUUAUGUAAGUUUUAAAAUCCAUGUAUAUAUAAUUUUGUACAGUAGAGUCCAGUUGUCUAACAUACAAACCCAGAGAGUAGAGAGAAAAGAUAGAAAAGCCGGAGGUAUAUUGGAGCAUAAAUGUUUAAAACAAUGAAUUGUACAGAUUUUAAAUUACUACAAUAUAUAUUAAAUGAACAGGGAAAUAGAAAUGUCCUAGCCCAUUAGUAUGUGGCUCCAAAAUGCUGAUGGCCUAUUAAUGUCUAGUUUCCAGGAAAUAGAAAACACAGGUAUGUAUAUAUAUGUAUAUUCAGCUUUCAGUUUUAUCUCCCAGUGUUAAAAUCCCAUUUAGUU
This is a messenger RNA of Rhineura floridana, 3789 nucleotides long. It is a transcript of the gene CIP2A, whose product is annotated as cellular inhibitor of PP2A. The coding region runs from base 429 to 3158 and encodes 909 amino acids. NCBI's taxonomy places the organism in Eukaryota, Metazoa, Chordata, Lepidosauria, Squamata, Rhineuridae. The record is from RefSeq and is a predicted model, not a curated record. Gene Ontology annotation, molecular function: protein binding. The transcript has 21 exons.